This is a messenger RNA of Brenthis ino (lesser marbled fritillary), 765 nucleotides long. The record is from the annotation of a GenBank genome assembly. NCBI's taxonomy places the organism in Eukaryota, Metazoa, Arthropoda, Insecta, Lepidoptera, Nymphalidae.
AUGGAAGAAAUUAUGAAAGUAUUAAAAACUAUUCAAGAUGAUAUUAAAAUACAAAAAAUUGAAAUAACAAAUAUAAAAGAAGCAAUAGUUGAAGAAAUUAAUUCAAACAUAAAUAAAAAAAUUGAAAAUUUAGAAAGGAAAACCCAGGGCCUGGAGAAAGUGAUUGAGGAGCAAAAAACUAUUAUAGACAAAAUGGAAAAUCAAUUAAAACGAAGAAAUGUAAUAAUUUUUGGUCUUGAAGAAAAAGAAAAACAAUAUAAAGAGCUAGAAGAAAAAAUUAUUUCAAUUAUUAACACUAGUAUGAAAAUUCCUUGUGAAAAAAGAGAUAUUGAAUAUGUUAAGAGAAUUGGAGUAAAAAAAGAUGGGAAAAUUAGACCGGUUCUAAUAACAACAAACACCAUGGGGCUUAAAAUAGACAUAUUAAGAAAUAGUAAAUAUUUAAAGGAAAGAGGACUUUAUAUAAAAGAAGACUACACUCAAAAAGUUUUACAAAGAAGGAAAGAGCUACAGGAAGAAUACAGAAGUAGAAAACAAAAGGGUGAAAAAAUAGUAAUGAGAAGAGACAAAAUAGUUACGUUAUAUACCAAACAGGAAAAUAAUUUAUUUACUAAGGAAUACAACCACACAAACACUAAUAAAAGAAAACCUAUUUUUUCCCCGGAAACUGAAAAAACACCAAAAAGAAAUAUAUUAAAUACAGCAAAAAAGAAUAAAACAUUAGAGUCAUAUUUAGUAUCUCCAUCUACUUCAAAUUUAGCACAAAAU